AUGUAUGCACUAAACAACAACUAUUGUCUUCAAUUGGUGCGCGAUGCAAAUCAAUAUUUAAAUAUUGAACUUCAUCACAAUGGAACAUUGUCACGAAUCGUGUCAUUGAAUAAUGAACAAUGUUCGACGUUGACUCAUCGUCUAUGUGAGACAAUCAAUGAAUUUGAUGCAUUGAUGGUUGAUCUUCUUGAGACAUCAAUAUCAAAUAUUCGUGUAACAGUCGAUGAACAUCUUGAAAUAUCGUUUCCAGUACGUUUUGGUAGUCGUAAUUAUGAAAAAUUUUGGUCAUUUACAGUUGAACUAAGACAUUUAUCAAUGUUUGAAACGAAUACAACAGAUGAAAUCUCACUUGAUCCAUCCAAUUGGAAUGAUUUACGAUUGUUAGGACAUGAAAUUAUGGACAACAUGAUCGACUAUACUCGCGAUAUUCGCCUAAGACCGCCUUGGCGUCCAAUCCCUCUCGCAAUCAAACAAACUAUUCUUAAUAGUGAUUUUCCACUACAAGGUCAAUCACCAUGGGAAGUUUAUGAUGAAAUUUGCUCGACUUUUCUUCCUUAUAAUGUCGGUAAUAUUCAUCCUUUUUUUUGGGGUCAUGUUUACGGCGCCGGUUCAACGAUUGGAGCUCUAGCUGAAUUUAUUACUGGAACAGUCAAUACAAUGUCAUGGGGUGGUCAACAAUCAAGUAUCUAUUUGGAACGUAAAGUUUUGUCUUGGCUCAAACAAUUAAUAGGUUUUCCGAAUGAUGAGACAAGUUCAGGAAUUCUCGUAAGUGGCACAUCCGUAGCUACAAUCAUCGCUUUGGCGGUAGCACGAAAAAAAUUCCAUGAACGGACUAUGAUUAUCUACUGUUCGAAAGAUACACACAGUUGUAUUACCCGUGCUGCCAAUCUGCUCAAUAUCAAUAAAGAAAAUAUCGUGUAUGUUUCAACAAAUGAACAACGACAGAUCGAUUUACAGGCAUUAGAAGCUUGUAUAGAUCCAAAUGCAUGUGGCUUUAUUGUUGGUACGGCGGGUACGGUUGGCACUGGAGCCAUUGAUGAUCUACAAGGUUUAGCCAAUCUGUGUGCUCGUCGUCCGAAUGAUCUUUGGUUUCAUGUAGAUGGUGCUAUUGGUGCAGUUGCAUGUUGUUCUAAACGUCUUCGCCCAUUGUUUACUGGCUUGGAACGAGCCGAUUCGAUUGCAUUCGAUCUACACAAAUGGUUGUCUGUUCCAUACGAAUGUGGUUGUAUUCUUGUGCGUGAUGGGCAAUUACAUCAAUCGACAUUUGCUCAACCGGCAGUAUCCUAUUUGACAUUGAUGGACGGUGGCUACACACCGAGUAAAGGCGAAUAUUUUUUUAGUGAUUACGGUCUGGAACUUUCACGAAAUACAAAAGCUAUAAAAGUCUGGAUGACAUUGAAAACAUAUGGAUUCGAACGAUUCGGUCGUAUUAUGGAACAAAAUGUUGAUCAAGCAUUGUAUUUUGCUCGUUUAAUUGAACAACAUUCGGAUCAAUUCGAAUUAUUGGCCAAGGUAACAUUAAAUAUCGUUUGUUUUCGUUAUACUGGAUGUCAAUCGAAUACUGUCGAUCAACAGGACAUGUUGAACAAAUUUAAUAAACAUUUAUUGAUAACGUUACAAGAACGAGGCAUUGCCGUUGUUUCACCACUUGUCAUUGGCACGAAUACAUUUGCUUUAAGAAUGUGCAUUUCGAAUCAUCGAACGAGACUCUCCGAUAUGAACAAAUUCAUCGAACAAAUGAUUCAACUCGCUGCUGAACUAAUCGAUUCGAACGCAUUUAACACUCUAAAAAAGAUUUAAUGGAUGUUUCAAUGACUCUUUCGAGAUGAAUAACAUUAUUGCAAAGAGAAAAAAACUGAUUUUUGUGAUUUUUAAGUAAUUUAGAUUGCAAAUGUUAUUAAAGAUUCAAAAUAUUUCGAUCAUCUUGAUAGUGUUGGUGUAGCGUGUGGCUGUCUCUUCUUUUAACGCAAACUCACACCCACAUACUCAAUAUAUUCUCAGAUUUUAUUUUCGACUUUUUUUUGGUAGAGAAAACUAUGAGAAAUCAUCGGUAAAAAAAUACCAUACAGAAAACAAAAAUUUUAAUCAUGAGUCAUUUUAAAUUUAUUCAAUAGAAUCUUUUGUCGUUCUGUUUGAUCAAAUACAAACCAAGUAAAUAUAUGCUACUCGAUUCUUUCAUCCGUUAUUUCUUUCUUUCUUUAGUUUUUUUUAUAUGUUGCAAAAAAAUACAAAUGUAAUGUUAAUGCUUUAAUCCGUAGAUCACAAGUAUUAAAUCGCUCUUUUUUGAUCGAAUCAGUCGGACUAUUUAUUUUGUUUCGAUUAAUAUCCUCAAUAUUCAGCAAUUUCUGAAAACUAUCAAAACAUUAGUUGCAGUUUAUCACAGAUAUUUAUUUUAUAUUGAUAGUUUUAUUUGACAUAACUGAUGGUUUUUUUAUAAAAAAUGUAAGAAAGUUUUGGUUUGAUGUGAAUGAUCAUCGUAGAAGAAAAGAUUACUUGUUUUUUUCAAAUAUAAAAUCAAAUCGAGGCAUUUAUUGGCUUCUUUCUUUCGUUCUAUAUUUAUUAAUCACUGUUCAAACAUUUUUUUCUCAUAUUAUGCCUAUUACUGGCAAGCUGUGAAUAAAAUAUAAUAGAAGUAAAAAGAUUACAUGAAACAGUUGUUGUACAAACAUUGUCAUUUGUUAGUCUUCAAAACAAAUUCAUAUUGGAAUAAAAAGAAUGACUAAUAUUUGUUGUUUGGUUUCAACUGGAAAAAUCCCAGAUGAGUUUUACAUAAAUAAUGAAUAAAAAAUGAGAAAUCAUUCACUAUUCAACAAACUAUAAGUUGUCAUCACAUCUCUACGAUUUCAUAGUGAGUAUCCGAUGUGUAUAACUAUCUCGAUAUAUGUGACGUAUUCAACUUUUAUGAAUCUUUAAGAACUGGAAUUUUUCUGAUUUUAUUAUCUACUGUUUGUUCCAGAGGUGAUCACAGGGCAGGGUUACCCUGCCCUGCCCUGCACCCU
Messenger RNA from Adineta steineri, 2999 nucleotides. The record is from the annotation of a GenBank genome assembly. NCBI's taxonomy places the organism in Eukaryota, Metazoa, Rotifera, Eurotatoria, Adinetida, Adinetidae.